AUGAGUGACCCAGCAUUCUCCGCGUUUUCGGUAGCGGGAUUCAUGCAAUUGACGACCCGGAAGGCUAAUUCGCCCGUGGGGAAAUUUCCCGACCAGCAAGAGUAUUGGCCCACUAAAUUGAGAGUAUCUGUCGCUCCACACAAGGCUAAUCAGAACACGGGACACGGAAAAUACCCAAAGAAGGCCUUCAAAUACAUCACACCAUCAAUCAUUAGCUCUUUCGUGUGUUCUCAGCGAAAUCAAUUCAACAUGGGCAAGUACAUUAUCAAAAAUGCGUACGUAAUUUCCAUUGAUCGAAACAUCGGCAACGUGAGCGACUGCGAUGUCAUUAUAGAGGAUGACACUAUCAAAGCCGUUGGCCAAAACUUGCAGUAUUCGGAUCACACUGUCAUCGACGGAACUGAUGCCAUCGUUUCACCUGGAUUUGUGGACACUCAUCGCCACACCUGGCAAGCUCAGACAAGGACAGUUGCUACGGACUAUGUGUUGGUCGACUACUUCGUGAAUCUUCGAAAUGUCUAUGGAUCGUCGUAUGGUCCGAAUGAUGCCUAUCUAGGCAAUCUCUGCGGAGCACUCGAGUCGAUCGAUAGCGGGACGACAUACAUCGUGGAUCACUCUCACAUCCAAAACUCGCCUGAGCACUCAGACGCUGCGGUUCAAGGCCUCAAGGACUCAAAAAUCAGAGCGGUAUUCUGUUAUGCUCUGUACAAAAACCCUUGGUGGCCAGGAUCUACCUUGGAUAAAAAGCGAGAAGAAGAGACUCCAAAUUGGAGAAUUGAGGACGCUAGACGCGUACGACAAAACUGUUUCCAAUCCAAUAAGGCUGAGGAUCUGUUGCGGUUCGGUUUUGUCCCGGGAGAGCCUGAUCUGACUCCCUUUGACGAACUUUGUGAUAACCUCCAGAAAGGCAGGGAAAUGGGUGCUGCGCUGACUACGCUCCACACCGCCUUUGGAAAACACGACUCGGGAAGUCGCUACACUCUCCAGCUCAAAGAUCGCGGACUUCUUGGCCCUGAUAUACUCCUAAGCCAUUGCAACUCACUCACAGAUGAGGAGAUUGAGGCUGUUCGCGAGUAUAAGGUGGGUGUAUCCGCCACACCAGAUACGGAGUUACAGAUGGGUAUGGAUCAUCCCAUCGGAUUCAAACUUACCGAUCGUGGGUGCCGGUGUGGUCUUGGUGUCGACGUCUGCUGUAGCACCUCAGCCGAUAUGUUUCACCAGAUGCGACUUCAACUUCAGACACAAAGGCACCUGGAACAUCACUCCGUGUCAGGAAUUCCUCAUAAAAUCUCGCGGAAUUGUUAUGACGUCCUUGAAAUGGCCACGAUGGGCGGAGCAAGGGCAGUGGGGUUGGACCACCUGAUCGGCAGUAUCACUCCCGGGAAGAAAGCGGACCUCAUUCUUACACGUUGCGACUCGCCUGGACUAGUUCCUGUUCAUGACCAUGUCGGAGCCUUGGUUCAGUAUGCUAGACCGUCUGAUAUCGACACCGUGUUCGUGAACGGGGAGUUGCUCAAACAUGAAUACAAGCUUGUUCAUGUGGACUGGCCGAAGAUCCGAAAGGAAUUGAGGGACUCUACUAAAGGUAUCAUGAAGAGAGCGGCGAAGGCGCCAGCAGAUGAGCUGGUCGCCGCAGGCAACACAUUUAAGCAGUAUUUUAUUUCGAAGUAG
Messenger RNA from Exophiala mesophila, 1671 nucleotides. RefSeq lists its product as uncharacterized. Gene Ontology annotation, molecular function: hydrolase activity, acting on carbon-nitrogen (but not peptide) bonds. The transcript has 2 exons. The coding region runs from base 1 to 1671 and encodes 556 amino acids. The record is from RefSeq and is a predicted model, not a curated record. Lineage: Eukaryota; Fungi; Ascomycota; Eurotiomycetes; Chaetothyriales; Herpotrichiellaceae.